UAACUUUUAACACUGAGAUACCGAUCUCUACGUCGGUAUUAUCCAUGUUUGUAUUACGUGUGUUUGUAAUUGUGUGGAUUGUAUGUGGAUGUUAGCUGGAGUAGUGUUAGUCGAAAUGUGUAGUAUGUAGCUUUGGUAUUGGAGUGUACUGUUAUUGUGUAAGAAUUCACAGUUAUGGAACAAGUGUUUGAGUAAAAGUAACUGACAUAAAGUUAUAAUUAAUGUUACAUUGGGGACUGUAAAACGUUUGCGGUGUUGGUCUUUCGUAAAAGUUUAGAGUCGUUAAUUCUUUAGUUUUCGUGGAGUCCUUUUAUAUGAUGUCUACCUCAAACCUUCACGUUGACAGAGAUUUAGACCUUUCAAAUGCAGGCAGAGGUGUCUGGCUUGUCAAGGUUCCAAAAUACAUUGCAAACAAAUGGGAGAAAGCACCUGGUAAUAUUGAAGUUGGGAAACUAAAAAUAUCAAAGAAUCCUGGGCAGAAGGCACAGGUGUCGCUAACGUUAUCAGAGUCUGUGCUGUGCUUGAAGGAACCUGGGGAGGAGAACAUUCCACGUGAUCACCGCCUCGAUGUUUCUACAGUUACCCGCCAGACACUAGGCAUCUUCUCUCAUAUCACACCCUCAAACUCAGAUUCCGUGGUGCCAGAAACUGAAAAACUCAGUAUGGAAGGCAGAAUCGUGCAGAAGUUGGAGUGCCGACCUUAUGCGGAUAGCUGCUACAUGAAGUUAAAAGUGGAGACUAUUCGCAAAGCCUCUGUUCCUGUGAGGCAGGUUCAGCAACUUGACAGGAUAGUUCAGAACUUCAAACCUGUGUCAGACCACAAGCAUAACAUCGAGUAUGAAGAGAAAAAGAAGGCAGAAGGUAAAAAGGCUCGUGAUGACAAGGACAGCGUACUUGAGAUGCUGUUUGCUGCCUUUGAGAAGCACCAGUACUACAACAUUAGAGACCUCGUGAAGAUUACCCGUCAGCCAAUUGUGUACCUGAAGGAGAUCUUGAAAGAAGUGUGCAACUACAACCUUAGGAAUCCUCACAAGAACAUGUGGGAGCUGAAGCCUGAGUAUCGCCAUUACAAAGAGCCAGAACCGGCUCCCGCAUCCUCAGACGACUGAGUGCACAGCCUUCUUCUUACAUUUUGUGUUAUACAAAUGGCUCAGUAAGUUGCAGUAUGACUUCAGUACAACCAGAAUGUUGUUAUAAUAGAUUUGUUUACAUUUUUAUGUGCUAUAGUAAAAACUAUUGGAGAGGUUCCAAUCUUA
Molecule: messenger RNA, 1256 nt
Organism: Zootermopsis nevadensis
Lineage: Eukaryota; Metazoa; Arthropoda; Insecta; Blattodea; Termopsidae
Gene: TfIIFbeta
Product: transcription factor TFIIFbeta
Biological process (GO): transcription by RNA polymerase II; transcription initiation at RNA polymerase II promoter
Cellular component (GO): transcription factor TFIIF complex
Source: RefSeq, a predicted model, not a curated record